UGACCGUAAGGUCUGUUCGUGGUCUACCUAAUUUAUUGUUUUAAACUGUAUACUGUGUGGAUUAUUAUUUUGUGUAAUUAAACAUUGUUAUUUUGUAUUAAAGUCUUAUCUAUCCCAAUAAAAUGGGGACUCCAAACCCUGAUGGUGUACCGUUCGGCUCUCCUGAUCCUACAUCAGAAGUGGGAUUAGGUGAAGCCCGGGAAUCGGAAGGGGUUGGUGAUCCAUGGCGAGCAAUGUUAGAACUUCAGGGCCGUAAUAUGGCUCAGCUAAUUGAUGCAAUGAAGACUCCCACCACACCGUCUAAUGCAAUUCGCUUGCCCGAUUUUGAUCCCGAUUCACCCGAUUCCAAUGCUCGAUCUUGGAGUACAACUGUUGAUGUUUGCCUAUCUGAAAAACCCCUUCAGGGCGGUCCACUUAUUAUUGCCCUUAGUAAAGCCUUGAAAGGCAGUGCUUCCGUAUGGCUUUCCCAAGUAUCGUAUGCCGGCAUGACCUGGCCAGACUUUAAAAGUAUCUUUCUUUCCCGUUACGAUGUGUCAGAAACUAUCGCUGCUACUCUCAUUAACCUUCAUAACAGUCAACCAAAAGAAGGUGAAUCUUUAGCCUCAUAUGCCAGUAGACACGUCACUUCGCUGACGUCAAAAUGGAAUAGCCUGAGUGUCGAACAAAUUGCCGUAUCCACUAUUCUGGCCCAUGUUUCUAAAUUUGAUGUUCGUGCUCAUCGGUUAGCUUUUACUACCGAAAUACCUACCAGGCAUAAACUUCAACAGGAACUAAGUGUCUUGUCACAUCUUAAGAGGAAACCUCAGUUCUCCACUGACCAUGUCUCUUCUGAACCUAAAAGGUUUAAGCCAAGUACAAUAGUUUGUCACUACUGUGGCAUAGCAGGGCAUAGAGCUAUCAACUGUCGGAAGAAGGCCGACAAAACCAAACAUCCUGGACCAGCUAAGUCGUCGCUCGCAAAGAAUGUUGUCUGCUACCGCUGUGGCGAGGCGGGUCACGUCGCGCCACGCUGCCCAAAGACAACCGGAAAGCGGCCGGAAGGUUCAAGCGAAGGCGCCGGGAGUCGGGCUUCAAGCGGUCAUUCAUCCACGAAGCGAGUUGAAGCCUGCGAAGUACGACCUAGCACUGGUGUUCUACGUCACUCUGAAUCACACGAGGUCGUGUAGAAUGUCAGUUCUGGCCGUGUCGGAGAUAGAUCAAUUACCACUGUGGAUAUCCGAACAAAAAUGUGACAGAUAGAUGUCAAUGUCAAUCACCAUUGUCUGUAUCCAAACAAAAAAAAAACAACAAUGUAUACCAUAGAUCCAUAGAUAAGACCAUAGAUUUAAAAUGGGUUCGCGCCCUGUUUCGUGAACAAUAGUAAUAUCCAAAUGAAUGUUUUGAUUCUUUUAUUACCGAUUAUUAUUAAGUUAUCUUGCCAAUUUCUUGUCUAAUAAAUCUAAACUAGAUUUAUAAAGUACUCUGUAAACAUGUGAAUUGAAUUUUUGACUAGGUACUUAUUAUAAUAACAGGACCUAAAUGGAUUUUGUCAAUAUCAACAAUAACAUGUU
Messenger RNA from Helicoverpa zea (corn earworm), 1550 nucleotides. RefSeq lists its product as uncharacterized. Lineage: Eukaryota; Metazoa; Arthropoda; Insecta; Lepidoptera; Noctuidae. The transcript has 2 exons. The record is from RefSeq and is a predicted model, not a curated record. Gene Ontology annotation, molecular function: nucleic acid binding; zinc ion binding. Bases 123 to 1166 code for a protein of 347 amino acids.